Messenger RNA from Glossina fuscipes, 1427 nucleotides. Its product is annotated as delta-aminolevulinic acid dehydratase. Gene Ontology annotation, molecular function: zinc ion binding; porphobilinogen synthase activity. Lineage: Eukaryota; Metazoa; Arthropoda; Insecta; Diptera; Glossinidae. Gene Ontology annotation, biological process: heme biosynthetic process. Gene Ontology annotation, cellular component: cytosol. The record is from RefSeq and is a predicted model, not a curated record. The transcript has a single exon. The coding region runs from base 219 to 1208 and encodes 329 amino acids.
UGUAGCAUUUUUACUGACUACGGCAGCUACAUUCGCAACGGCUGUGAUAGGAUGGCGCAGACCGGCCGAAUAUAAAAAAUUUACUUAUUUUUUUAAAUAGAAUUGUUUUUGUUAUUUGAAUAAUUCAAGUGGAAACAAAUAUAAGAGGUGGCAGCCAAAUAUAGCUUAAUGCACUUACUACUUAACCGAUAAGGAAGUGUUAAUUUAUUUUACUUAAAAUGGAUAUCAAGCUUCAUAGUUGUUUACAUCAUCCGACCUUACGAUUGCUCCAGGAACCUGGUUGUGAGAUAACAACUUGCAAUCUUAUGUAUCCUUUAUUUUUAGUAAAUGACGAUGACGCAGAGGAAACUAUCGCCAGUAUGCCUGAUCAGAAACGUUUCGGAGCGAAUAGAUUGCGUAAACAUUUGGAACCUUUAAUAGAAAAAGGUCUCAAAUCGGUUUUAUUGUUUGGUGUGAUUGACAAUUCUAUGAAAGAUGAAAAUGCUACUCAUGCUGAUUCGGCAGAAAAUCCUGUUAUAAAAAUUCUGCCAUUAUUAUGUAAAUGGUUUCCAAAGCUUCUAAUUGCCUGCGAUGUUUGUCUAUGCCCAUAUAUGAAUCAUGGACAUUGCGGUAUUUUGGAUGAUGACAAUGUUAUUCAAAAUGCAGCAAGUAUAAAACGUUUAGCUGAAGUGGCAGUGGCCUACGGAAAAGUUGGUGCUCACAUUGUGGCUCCCUCUGAUAUGAUGGAUAAUCGCAUUAAAGCUAUUAGAGACGCACUGAUUGCAGCCCGUCUUGAAAACCGUGUUUCGAUAUUGUCGUAUUCGGCGAAAUUUGCUUCCAAUUUUUAUGGACCGUUCCGAGAUGCUGCCCGAUCAGCACCAGCUUUCAAGGAUCGUCGCUGCUAUCAAUUACCCAGCGGUUCUAAAGGAUUAGCUAUGAGGGCUGUAGAACGUGACGUGAUGGAAGGAGCGGAUAUGCUAAUGGUGAAGCCGGGCAUGCCAUAUUUAGAUAUUGUUAGACAAACAAAGAACCUCUUUCCGCAACAUCCUCUCUAUGUGUAUCAGGUGUCGGGGGAAUACGCCAUGCUGUACCAUGGUGCUCAACAGGGAGCAUUUAAUUUGAAUGAGGUUCUUUUAGAAUCGAUGAAGGGCUUUCGUCGAGCUGGUGCUGAUUGUAUUAUAACAUAUUUUACGCCGCGACUUUUAGAUUUACUUAAAGAAAGUGACUAACGGGUGGCUAAUUAUACUUUGAGGUACUUAAAGAUAAUUUCAUAAGUGGGCAGGAAUUAAGUAAAGGACGUUCCAGCAAUAUAAACGCGCCGACGUAAUUGACUUGACGAUAUCAUUUUAUAUAUUUUUGGGCAUGUGUUCGUUUCUUUUUUUUCAUUACUUUUUGUUUGCUAAUACUUUUAUAAAUGAAUAAAAAGGGUGCUCGAAUUUUAAGUUGUA